GUGGCAUGGAACAAACGCGACCUUCUAACGUACGCUGUUGGAGUCGGUGCUAAGAACGAUGAAUUCCCUUUUAUCUACGCGACACCUAUAGACCCCAACUUUGCUGCUCUCCCUACAUACCCUGUCGUCUUACAGCUUAAGGGUGCCGAUCAAGAUGUGAACCUUUUUGCCGACCGGGUGAAGGGGCGCCCUAUCCCGGGUUUGCCUCCUUUGAAUCCUAACCGUGUCGUGCACGCAACCCAAUCUAUCGAGAUUAUCAAGCCCCUCCCUCUGGUGAGCGGAGACGGCUGGACAUGGAAGACUCGGUACACAGGCGUCGUCGAGAACAGUGCGUUUGGCAUUAUUCUUACAGCGGAGAACACCCUCGUUGAUCCAAAAGGAACUGUAUACGCUAAACUCUUCGCAACCGGCGAGAAAUACUCCAAGUUUAUUGCUGGUCCCCCUCAGGGAAAGCCAGUCCCGAAAGACCGAAAGGCCGAUUGGAUAGUAGAGGAACAAACAACACCAGAGCAAGCUAUCGUCUUCCGUUUGAGCGGAGACUAUAACCCUCUACACAUUGACCCCAGAAUAGGCCAAGGUGCCGGCUUUGGCGGGGUCAUCCUACAUGGCCUCUCGACCUUUGGCUUUGCAGGCCGCGCCGUUCUGAAGACUGUCGGCGCUAGCGACCCUAACUCACUUAAAUUCUUCGGUGUGCGCUUCACUGCCCCAGUCAAGCCUGGAGACAAAUUGGAGACAAGCAUCUGGGAGGUGGGUAAUGGCCCUCACGGUACCACCGAGGUGGCCUUCGAGACAAAGAACUUGACCACUGGCAAGGUGGUGCUUGGGGCUGGUAUUGCAUAUGUAUUGAAGAAGGGCGGCGCUAAACUAUAACUUUGUAGACCGAUCUAGCAAUGUCGUUAUUGACAAAAUUUAUACAAUGAUCUUCUUACAUUUCGAUGACAACCCAAGCCAACCAGCUUUAUGUAAUUCUAGACCAUACUCUUCGCUAUCUUGUCUGUAACGUACCUUCACAGGAUCACUAAGGCAUUGGCCUCGAGAUGUCGGCGCU
Laccaria bicolor S238N-H82 is the source of this 1048-nucleotide messenger RNA. RefSeq names its product multifunctional beta-oxidation protein (gene MFP-2). The annotation marks the transcript as partial. Lineage: Eukaryota; Fungi; Basidiomycota; Agaricomycetes; Agaricales; Hydnangiaceae. The transcript has 6 exons. Gene Ontology annotation, cellular component: peroxisome. The record is from RefSeq and is a predicted model, not a curated record.